CCUUUAUAAAUCCAAAAAAGAAAAGAGAAACAAUAGUUCUUUGCAAAACAUUUACAAGCCAUUGGUGCAGUUUCACGGGAAAACCUCUGGGCGUCGCUGUAGGUCAAAAGAAGAGAAAAGAUAUCAGCGACGCGUUUGGGAGCCUCUUAGAGAGUAACUUCCUGCUCAAACCAACUACACAGAGGAGGCCAGUGCAGUUUCGGAUACAAAAAACAAAAGCAAGAAAAGGGACCCUACCCCGGAUUUUGCCAUCCACCGAGGGCUUAUUCCUCCUCCCGGCCAAAGAGCCAUCAGUGGAGGGAGACACAGGAUGAGGCUGAGCGCAGAGAGGAGCAGCCCGGCGCGGUGGCGGCAGGUAUUGUUGCCCUUCCUACUGUCUUUGUUCCGCGGGGCUCUCCCAGACCAAAUCCGCUAUUCAAUUCCUGAGGAGCUGGCCAAGAACUCGGUGGUAGGAAACCUCGCCAAGGAUCUGGGGCUCGGUGUCCGGGACUUGCCAGCACGGAAGCUACGGGUUAGCGCGGAGAAGGAAUAUUUCACUGUAAACCCUGAGAGCGGGGACUUACUUGUGAGUGACAGAAUAGACCGAGAGCAGAUUUGCGGGAAGAAGCCUCUGUGUAUUCUGGGUUUCGAUACUGUCGCUGAAAACCCACUAAAUAUUUUCCAUGUAGCAGUAAUAGUGCAGGAUAUAAAUGACAACACUCCACUAUUCAAACAGAGAAAAAUUGAUUUAAAAAUUGGAGAAUCCACUAAGCCAGGUAAAACAUUUCCAGUAGACCCGGCCCUGGAUUCCGAUGUUGGUCCUAAUUCACUGCAAAGAUACCACCUUAAUGACAAUGAGUACUUUGAUCUCUCAGAGAAACAGACUCCAGAUGGAGGUAAAUAUCCUGAGUUGCUUCUGAAACAUUCUCUGGACAGAGAAGAGCAGAAUUUCCAUCAGUUAGUCCUCACAGCUGUGGACGGUGGGGACCCACCGCAAAGCGGCACCACCCAGAUCCAAAUCCAAGUCACCGACGCCAACGAUAACCCCCCGGUGUUCAGCCAGGACGUGUACAGGGUCAGCCUGCAGGAGGGCGUGCCCCCAGGCUUCUCCGUGCUUCGAGUGACGGCCACCGACCAGGACGAGGGUGUCAACGCGGAGAUCACCUACUCCUUUCAUAAUGUGGACGAACAAGUGGAACAAUUUUUUAACUUAGAUAAAAAAACUGGAGAAAUCACGACAAAGGAUGGUUUUGAUUUCGAAAUUGCUAAUAGUUAUACUCUCGGUAUAGAAGCAAAAGAUCCUGGCGAUCUAGCAGCCCAUUGCAGUAUCCAAGUCGAAAUUCUCGAUGAGAAUGAUUGUGCACCUGAAGUGAUUGUGACUUCAGUAUUUACUCCCCUACCAGAGAAUUCACCACCAGGAACAGUGAUCGCCUUGAUAAAAACAAGAGACAGAGACUCUGGAGAAAAGGGAGAAGUUUACUGCCGCAUCUUGGGAAAGGCCGAGUUCAUACUGAAAUCUUACUCGAAGAACUAUUACAAGCUAGUGACAGAUGGGGCCCUGGACCGGGAGGAGAUCCCGGAAUACAACGUCACUAUAAUGGCCACCGACAGAGGUAGGCCGCCCCUCUCCUCUAGUAUAAGCGUCACUCUGCACAUCGCAGAUGUCAACGACAACGCCCCGGUUUUCCAUCAGGCCUCCUACGUGGUCCAUGUGGCGGAGAACAACCCUGCCGGCGCCUCCAUCGCUCAAGUCAGCGCCUCCGACCCCGACCUGGGACCCAACGGCCGCGUCUCCUACUCCAUCGUGGCCAGCGACCUGGAGCCGCGGGCGCUGUCGUCCUACGUGUCGGUGAGCGCGCAGAGCCCUGGCUACCUGGUCACCAAGGUGGUGGCGGUGGACGCCGACUCGGGACACAACGCCUGGCUGUCCUACCACGUGCUGCAGGCCAGCGAGGCCGGGCUCUUCAGCCUGGGGCUGCGCACGGGCGAGGUGCGCACGGCGCGUGCUUUGGGCGACAGGGACUCGGCGAGACAGCGCCUGCUGGUCGCUGUGCGUGACGGGGGACAGCCGCCUCUUUCGGCCACCGCCACGCUGCACCUGGUUUUCGCUGAUAGUCUACAAGAGGUCCUGCCUGACCUCAGUGACCGCCCCGCGCCCUCUGACCCUCAGGCUGAGCUGCAGUUUUACCUGGUGGUGGCCUUGGCCUUGAUCUCUGUGCUCUUCUUCCUGGCGGUGAUGCUGGCCAUCGCCCUGCGCCUGCGACGCUCAUCUAGCCCCGCUGCCUGGGGCUGCUUUCAGCCUGGUCUGAGUUCCAAGUCUGGACCAGGGGUUCCCCCCAAUCACACUGGCAAGUAUCUGGACAUGUUUUUCUGCAUGGGUGAUGAACUAAAGCCCUUUCCUGCACAGUCACUGUACUGA
This is a messenger RNA of Ceratotherium simum simum (southern white rhinoceros), 2398 nucleotides long. The record is from RefSeq and is a predicted model, not a curated record. NCBI's taxonomy places the organism in Eukaryota, Metazoa, Chordata, Mammalia, Perissodactyla, Rhinocerotidae.